Musa acuminata AAA Group (dessert banana) is the source of this 2487-nucleotide messenger RNA. RefSeq names its product metal transporter Nramp3. Gene Ontology annotation, biological process: metal ion transport. Gene Ontology annotation, molecular function: manganese ion transmembrane transporter activity; cadmium ion transmembrane transporter activity. The transcript is spliced from 14 exons. The coding region runs from base 560 to 2191 and encodes 543 amino acids. Gene Ontology annotation, cellular component: membrane. The record is from RefSeq and is a predicted model, not a curated record. NCBI's taxonomy places the organism in Eukaryota, Viridiplantae, Streptophyta, Magnoliopsida, Zingiberales, Musaceae.
CGCCGAUGUUCCCGGUUUUCGUUUUCCUGCGUUUAAAGGAGCUCUGCUUCUCGCUCAGCGACCCAAAUCCCUCCUCCUCCUCGUCCUCCUAUAAAGGCUGGAUUUUGAUAACUCUUUCUCCGAUUUCCUUCACCCUCACGCCUUCGCGAAUCCAAAGGUUUCUUUAUACUCCAAUCUCGCGCGUCAUUUCUUGAUAUUUCGUUAAAAAAAGUGCUUCUUUUAGCCUGCUUCUCCAAUUGAUUCCUAAUGGCGGCGAUCUUGACCGAUCUCGCUUUGUGCAAAAAGCUUUCUUUUGCGAAGUUGAAGUACGAGUCUGCCGCUUAAAGGAAUAGCCUUCCGCCACAAGAUCGUGUUCGAUUCCUUUAAUCCUGGAACUUAGUGUUUCGAUCGAGAUUCGAUUCGUUAUUCUGUCUUCCCUGCCGUUCGUUUGGAAAAAGGAGUUAGGACUUGUAAUAUAAUUGAAUUGGCUCUCAGAAAUUAUUCCUUUAAAUGGCUUGAGAGCUGGCCUAUUUCUUGAUGCAUCGCAUUCUCAAAGGAUUUGUUGGUGGUAUUGGCAGAGAUGGAGAUGAGUGGCUCUCAGCCGUCGCAGUUUAUCACGAGCAAUGGGACUCGUGGUAUUUCUCGCGGUAGUGGAACUCCUCUGAUUGACGAUAUUGAGAUGGGGCAGAUCAUUGUCCCUGAGAGAAAAAGUUGGAAAAAUUUGUUUGCAUAUAUGGGCCCAGGGUUCCUUGUCUCCAUUGCGUAUAUCGAUCCUGGAAACUUUGAAACUGACUUGCAGGCAGGUGCACAGUUUACAUAUGAGUUACUCUGGAUAAUACUUUUAGCCUCCUGUUCUGCCUUGGUCAUUCAAUCGCUCGCAGCCAAACUAGGUGUUGUCACAGGAAAGCAUUUAGCUGAGCAUUGCAGAGCUGAAUAUCCAAAAAUCCCCAACUUUAUCUUGUGGGUUCUUGCUGAACUUGCAGUUGUUGCAUGUGAUAUUCCUGAAGUUAUUGGAACAGCUUUUGCUUUGAACAUGCUCUUCAAGAUCCCUGUAUGGUGUGGUGUUCUUCUUACAGGUCUUAGUACAUUGCUGCUGCUAUUACUACAGCAGUAUGGGAUUCGGAAACUUGAAUUUUUUAUAGCUUUUCUGGUGCUUACAAUGGCUGGCUGUUUUUUUGCUGAACUUGGCUAUGCAAAGCCAAAGUCUUCAGAAGUUCUCAAGGGACUUUUUGUUCCUCAACUUAAAGGAAAUGGUGCUACUGGUCUUGCUAUCUCUUUGCUUGGUGCCAUGGUGAUGCCGCACAACCUUUUCCUUCAUUCAGCACUGGUGCUCUCUAGGAAAAUACCACGCUCAAUUCAUGGAAUUAAAGAAGCAUGCAGGUUUUAUAUUAUUGAAAGUGCAUUCGCUCUUGCAGUGGCUUUUCUCAUUAAUGUAUCUGUUAUUUCUGUAAGUGGUGCUGUUUGUAGCUCGGAAGGUCUGAAUCCUGAAGAUCAGAGAAACUGCAGUGAUCUUGACCUUAAUAAAGCAUCAUUUUUGUUGAGAAAUGUCCUUGGGAACUGGAGUUCCAAGUUAUUUGCAAUUGCCUUAUUGGCAUCUGGUCAAAGUUCUACAAUUACAGGAACAUAUGCUGGACAAUAUGUCAUGCAGGGGUUUCUUGAUCUACGAAUCACACCAUGGAUAAGGAACCUGUUGACUCGAUCCUUGGCGAUUGUGCCAAGUCUAAUAGUUGCAUUAAUUGGUGGCUCCACAGCAGCUGGAAAGUUGAUUAUUAUUGCCUCGAUGAUUUUAUCAUUUGAGCUUCCUUUUGCUCUGGUUCCACUUCUCAAGUUUACCAGCAGUAAGACCAAGAUGGGUUCACAUGCCAAUUCUCUCAUGAUUGCAGCAACCACAUGGAUAAUAAGCUCGCUGAUCGUGAUCAUCAAUACCUACUAUCUCGUCACUGGCUUCAUCAAUUUACUUUUGCACAGCGGGUUGCAUACCGUAUCCAUCGUAUUUGCUGGAGUUUUUGGUUUCUCAGGCAUGCUGGUAUAUGUAGCUGCGAUUCUUUACUUGGUCUUCAGGACAAAUAGGAAAUCAACUCAACCAUUACUACAUGAUGAUUCUCAAUUUGGACAAACCUGUGAAAGUAACAAUGGCAUCUAUGAUUUACCAAGAGAGGACAUUGCAAGUAUGCAACUUCCGCAGGGGAGAUCUACAUCGGAUCUUGACUAAAAGUAAACUGUAGUUCCUUUUAGCGGCGACAGACAAAUGGUCUUCUUUGUCUGAAGCAGUCAUUUAGCUUCUGAUGCUCAUAAUCAAAAAAUAAAACGAGCGUGUAGAUAGAGUAGUAUGGGACAGAAUCCUGAAGCUUUUUGUAUGAUUGUAUGAAGUUUUCUAUUUCUCUCAGACUAAAACUGAUGGUAGGAGGUCUCAAGGUGUAAAUGGAGACACUUUGAUGUACAUAAUCAUAGACAGAGCAUGCACCUCUAUCUCCAUUUUUCUAAAGUAAAAGCUAACUCUUAUGACCC